GCAUCUGUCACGCACCCAAGGCCUUUACAUUCCAGGAACGUCUUCCUAUUUUUUAUCUCUUCUUUCCUCUCUCCUCCAUUCUCUCUUCACUUUCUGAAUUUUUGGUCUCGCAUGGUUCUGAUCUCCAUUCUUCAUCCUUCUACUCCGGUGGCAGCGGCAGUGACUUCGACGACGGUUGCUACGACUCUAGCGUGGUUCAAAUCUGGCUACGUGACAGUCUUUUCCGCAUGAGAUCGGCAACCAACUCGUCGGAAACAGACGCACUAGAGGAAUUAACAGUGGUGGUGGAGGAUAUGUCGGCAAUCCAUGUAGAUGCAUACGAGGACUUGCCCGGAGGCUGGCGGCGGCACUAAAGAACAUGGCGUGGGCAGAUUGAGACUUGUUUCAGAGCGGCGAUGGAUUAAGCAACGCUGCCACCCGCAGCCGCUACCGGCGACCCCAGCCGCCACCGGCGACGGUGGUCGGCAUGGUAGUCGGCGGCAGCGGCACAUGACAUGGUGGCAGACCGGCAUGAAUUUUAGUGUGAUAGUAUAUAUGUCCUAGCUGCAGUGCAUAUCUAGAUGCAGUGCAUCUGGUUGAUUGUUUUUUGUCUUAAAUUAGGCUUUCAUUAAGUGUACUUUUGUCUACUUAGUUACUUUUAGUCCUGUGAAGGGCCGUUUUUAGGGGGUUCAAUAGGUUAUCCAGAACAGGGCUCCAGAAUUACGGGGCCCCAAAUUUUUUAAAAUUUAUUAGUAUUAUAUAGUAAUAUUAUAUAUUAAUACUAAUCAAUAAAAUACAUUUAGUAAGGAAGAAAAAUAUAGAUCCAUCAUUUUUUUCGUUGGUCCUUUCACUCUUUUGGUUCUCUUUUAACGUGUAUUCAAUUGAUUUCAGUCUACGUAUUUAGAUUGAGAUUUUUUUUAACUUUUCAUAUUAAUGUGGGCCUUAAUUUACAUUUAGA
Molecule: messenger RNA, 937 nt
Organism: Cuscuta europaea
Lineage: Eukaryota; Viridiplantae; Streptophyta; Magnoliopsida; Solanales; Convolvulaceae
Source: the annotation of a GenBank genome assembly